Molecule: messenger RNA, 801 nt
Organism: Talaromyces proteolyticus
Lineage: Eukaryota; Fungi; Ascomycota; Eurotiomycetes; Eurotiales; Trichocomaceae
Exons: 1
Coding region: 80-628 (182 amino acids)
Source: RefSeq, a predicted model, not a curated record
CUACCAAUAUCUACAUAUAGAGGCCACUAGUAGAGCAUUAUUCAAUUACAAUUGACGUCGUCAAUUUAAUCAGCACAGCAUGUCGCCAAUCGCAGAGCCCGAUCUCGUUCAACCUCAAGCGCCGUCGCAAACACCACGGAAAUCCCACCCCCCGCCAACGCAUCCCGACCUCCUCCAUGUAAUUCGCAGCGACAAGCCCUUUGGUUCCGGCGCAAUCUCCCUCGUCUCACUCCCCGCCGGCGCCGUAUUCGCACGUAUCGAGGAGGACGUCAUCAGCACCGUCCCUGCCCAGCGCUACACAACCGUCCAGCUCAAUCGCACCAGGCACAUUGAACUCAACUCGGAUUUGGUCUACUGCAAUCACUCCUGCGACCCAUCGGUUGUGUUUGACAUGCAGAAAAUGGAGGUGCGCGUGGUGGAUCAUCGGCCGUUGAAGACCGAGGAGCCUGUGACAUUCUUCUACCCCUCUACUGAGUGGAACAUGGACCAGCCGUUCGAUUGUACAUGUGGGAGUGAAAAAUGCAAAGGGAGAAUUACUGGGGCGAACAAUAUGGAAAGGGCGAAGUUGGAGGAAUACUGGCUAAACGAGCAUGUGGUGCAAUUAUUGAGGGAGAGGGAUGGCUAUUGACCAGUUCAUUCAUAGAGUACGCAAAAUUUCAAAACCAGGGAAUGAUGGCUUUUUAGAUAUGUUAGACGUCAAAACGAAGAAAUAAAAUUUGUCGGAAUAUUUCAAUCACGCGAAGAACAUUCCUCCUGUCAACUGGAUAGCGACUUGCGCCACAUUCCAUUAAAAACUAUGCC